This is a messenger RNA of Drosophila arizonae, 1111 nucleotides long. It is a transcript of the gene AIMP2, whose product is annotated as aaRS-interacting multifunctional protein 2. Gene Ontology annotation, cellular component: aminoacyl-tRNA synthetase multienzyme complex. The record is from RefSeq and is a predicted model, not a curated record. Lineage: Eukaryota; Metazoa; Arthropoda; Insecta; Diptera; Drosophilidae.
AACGAUUCGAUAAUAGACUUGACUCAACACUACCGCCAAGCACAUUUUUCUGUGUUAGAUCUGCUUAAGCUUAUCCAAAAUUGGAUUGUGAAAUGUACGAGCUGAAAACCUUGUUGCCGCAAUUCGAUAUUAAACUGCCCACCUGCAUGUACGAAUUAAAGAAUGUCAGCCUCUCUGUUGGCUCUGCGCCAUGCUCUGAAGCCCGUCAAAUUCGAUGCAAUGGCGCUGCAAAGAGUGAAAGGAACAAUUCAAAAUCGGCCACCUGUGCACUUGAUUUGGACAUUUUAGGCAAACAAAUACAACAUUUACUAAAGAACGCAGACGCGGCAGCAAUUUUGCAGCGCCAAGAGAAGGUGCUGAAGCAGCUGGAGGAACUGAAAGCACAAUUGAGUCUUAUGCGGAAAGGUUUGGGUGUCAAAGUGUGCGACAAGAGCGUGCAGCAGACGACAGCCUGUAAUAACGGUGGACUUAAAGAGGUACCACUGCAUGAUGUAGUCGUUAAUGGGCAUCCCAACUUUAUACCAUACGCACUGCUGGCAUUGAAGAACGCUUGGCGCGAUUUGUACACAAUUGAUGUGAAGACAUUUACACACUCGACUAUGGCAGAUAUUGGACCAGCAGCGCGCGAAUUUGAGGCUAAUUUGGCCAAAAUAGCAGUCAACGAAUCGUUGCCCAAGAUCAAAGUAACACUAAUCUGGAAGAACUGUGAACACACCGAGAUGAUUAGCUCGCCCACAAUGUAUGUGCCCAUAUAUGGUGAAGUGAAUAUCAUUAGAUACCUGGGACGAGUGGGCCCCGCAGAAUAUCGCUAUGAGAACUCGCCUCUCUGCAAUGAAAUCGAUGCUGUGCUAGACAUCUGCUAUCAACUGCUGCGGUGCAACACACACAAAAGCCAAGUGGCCAUGGUUCGCCUGCUCGACAAGCGACUAAAUGAUCAGCAAUAUUUUGGCGGCAAUCAAAUGUCUGUGGCAGACAUUGGCGUCUAUAGCUCUUUGAUACGCAUGCCUACCAUUAAGGAUAAGGAUCUUACUCCAGCGCUUCUUGCAUGGCGCAAACGAGCCAAACUCAUAACUCAAAUCUAAAAUAUUUCGAAAUUUAAGAAAUAAAUUAG